This is a messenger RNA of Drosophila mauritiana, 9888 nucleotides long. It is a transcript of the gene cic, whose product is annotated as putative transcription factor capicua. Bases 1228 to 7680 code for a protein of 2150 amino acids. Gene Ontology annotation, cellular component: nucleus. The transcript is spliced from 18 exons. The record is from RefSeq and is a predicted model, not a curated record. Gene Ontology annotation, biological process: regulation of transcription by RNA polymerase II. Gene Ontology annotation, molecular function: DNA-binding transcription factor activity, RNA polymerase II-specific; RNA polymerase II transcription regulatory region sequence-specific DNA binding. Lineage: Eukaryota; Metazoa; Arthropoda; Insecta; Diptera; Drosophilidae.
CUCACUUCAUGCUCGGAAUCGCACGGACGUGUCGCGGAUGUCGGAAGGUGGAGCUCCUGUGAAUUGUUCUUGUGCGCCGCGCACAAAACCCCAAUAAUAGCCAAAUCGGGCAGCGCCUGCAGGCUUUUGUGUGAAUAAAACGGUUUGUGGCGACAAUUGUUCGAUUUUUAGGUGUCGCAAAUUAAAUUCGAUUGCAAAUACAAGGCACUUACGCACACAAACGCGAGCGCACGCACAAGUGUAGGUGUGAAAACAAGUGAAACAGAGAGCUGGGAAAACAAACUGGGCUGCAUAGAUACUGGCUAAAUAUUGGAUUAAGCUCGAAUAAAGAUAAUAAUAACAACAACAAUCAAUCGAAAAUGCGCGUGUGACAGAGAGAGUGCGAGUGUGAAUGAGGAAAAGAGAGCGAGCGCAGCACGCACACAAACACUAACACGCUGACGUCGACGCGCUGUCUGUGCAGAGGAGCAGUGUUGCCAGCCCGCAAUACAGCUGCCCGAGAAUCCCAAUUAAAUAAUUAAUAAGUUCGAAUCAGAAUUGGAGUAUCUGAGGCAGGGCUUUGGUUUGCAUACUCCUUUUCCCCGAUUCGGCUUAUUGGCAUUGGGCUCUGCUCUAAGCUCUGAGUUGGCAACACUGGCCCCCAAAUCGAGUGAGGGCAAGAGAGAUAGAAAGAGACAUAGAGAGCCAUCGCGAGAGAGUCACAUGCUGUGGCGCUCAUUUCAAUUUUCCUCAAUGAAUGAACACUUUUCACGGUUUUCGGUUCGUCGGUUCGCGUUUUCCACAGUCGUGCGUUGUUUUGCUCGUGGAAAAGUUGUAAAGCCCAUCCAGCUAGCCAGCCAGCAAUAAUCCAACAUUUUGUUUGCAGUGCUUUUGCAGCGCGGGAGAGCGAGAACCAACGGCACAGCGAGCUGUUAAAUAAUUUUUAAAGUGUUUGUGUUUUUAACGUGUAAGACCCGAAAAAGUCUAUGCCUUUUGCAUAACAAAAACAAGCCGAGCAAAUAAAAUAAAAGAGAAAAAGAGCAAUAAACACCCAUACACGUAAACAUAUACGUACAGAGAGAAACGGACGCCUACGUCAAUAAGCGAAAAACGGAAGGAUGCUGCUGAUGUCACCGCCGUUGCAGUAGCAACACCAAUUCCAGGAAGCCGAAGGAAAAUCAACCCCUGCUGCUGCACCCACUCCUCCCCCCGAGAACAAGCCACACACAUGUUGCUGCCACAACUACGAUGCUCAGCGCUGCCAAUGCAACUGCAACAGCAACACAUGGAGCAGCAGCAGUCGCGAUUGCCGCAGCCGAGACUUAUGUCAUAACAAACAAACAGCAGCAACAGCAUCAGCAGCAGCAACAAGUAUUUGUAGUUGCCGCCAACAAAAUGGUGAUACCAGCAACGGGAGCAACGAUCGCCGGUAUACCAACAGCAACAACAACAGCAGCCGCCGAGUCAACAGCAACGCAGCAGCACCAGCAACACCAACAGCAGCAGCAGCAGCAACAUGUGCUGUUCCAGCCGCACCUACAGACAACAACCGCAACUGCAGCAACCUGCAGCACACCUCAGCAACAGCAACCACCUCAGCCGCGGCAGCAUCCCAAGAAGCGAAAGUUCGAUCCAGCCGAGCUGGACAAGACCGAGCAGCAUCCCCAGCAGCAGCAGCAAGUGAGUCUGCAGAAGCAGCAGAAGCCCGCCGAUACAACUGGCAACGGCGAUGGCCUGGCCAACGGCAAUCAGCAGCAUCGCAUGAUCGUGAGUUGCGGUGCAGGCGCCGGCAACAACAGUAGCAACAGCAGCAGCAGUAGCAGCAACAACAGCAGUCACAGCAGCAGCGAUAUCAAGCAGCAGCAGCAGCAGCAGCCGCAACGUAUUAUCAUUGCAUCCCCGCAACAUGCCAGCGGUAGUACUUACAAGCAACAUGUUGCCAGCGGCAACAAUAGUCACGCAGCCACAAUCAAUCAUCAACAACGCACACACACGCCCACAACCGCCGUCUACUACCAACAGCAGCAGCAGCAACAACAGCAACAACAACGUUUUAGCUUUAACUCAAACAAUCAGCAACAUGUACAGGAACAACACCAGCAGCAGCAGCAACAGCAGCAAUCCCUGCUCGAUCUCAGCGAGUGGAACAACACGCGUGUCCUAGCCAAAAUCCAGAAUAACUAUGCACCCGGGAUAAUACGCCACGCCCAGGAGGCGUCUCCCGACUCAAUACUCGUGGAAUUCGAUUCCACCGACUUGGGAUUACUGCUAUAUACGGAUGUGUUGCACCAGGGUCGUAACCAUGUGAUACUCGAUGCCAGCCCGCCUAUGGCGGAUAUUACGUUGGAUGCCCGUGUCUGCGUGCGUCAGCGGGUGGAAGGUCGUGGCUCCGGAAGCUUCGUCUACGUAGAGGGCAUCAUUACGGACAUCAACCAGGCCACGAAGCAAUACAGCGUGCAACUGAUCGGCGAUGAAAUGGCCACCACCAAGGUUGUGCGCCGUGCCGAUCUACGGCUCCUGCAGCCGCCUUGGUGGGACGAGCUCAACGAACUGACACCCUCGGGUGGAGCAAGUGCUCCAGCAUCCAGUGCCAAGCGAAAGGUGUCGGCAGCGGGAGCAGGAGCAGCAGCUUGCGAGGCAAUGGCCGUGCCCAGUGGCAAUAUCGUUUACCCGAAGGCGGCCACCGGCGCGCCAUUGACCUUCGUGGCCACGCGCUCCGAUGGCAAGCUGCCGACGGCACCACCCACGUCCUCCCAUCAGCAGGCGCAGCAGCAACUGGUGAAACAAGAAGAGUAUUAUCGGACGACGGCCACGUCGCCUUUCCAGACGCGACCCCCACUCGCCGGCCCCUCCCACGGAUCGGAGCAAGUGGUCCAGGCGACGCAGUCGCAUCCGCAGCAGUACAACGGCCUGGCGGACAUCGUGAUCUCUCCGUGCAGCAAUGGGCAGCACCUCAAGAUGCAGCAGCAGCAGCAGCAGCAGUCGUCGCGGGGCUACGACGACUACGACUCGGACGAUGAACUCAAAAGGGUCGGCAUCGGAUACUCGCCAGCGGCCGGCGACCUGGACACGGAGAAGAUGAGCGCCUGCAGCAAGCGGAGCAGCAUGCAGAGCCGCGGCAGCACGUCCAGUCUUCUCGACCAGAGGCUCACACCCCGAUCUCAUCCAGCAACACCAAGUGCCAUCCACAGAUCUCAGGCCACUACGCCGCACCGCUUCAAGAAGGGAGACAUCGUGGAGUCGGAGUCCGGCGUGCGGAAGAAGUACAACGGGAAGCAGUGGCGCCGCCUGUGCAUGCUCUGCACCAAGGAAUCUCAGCGGCGCGGCUACUGCUCACGGCACCUCAACCAGAAGGGCAACACCAGUGCCCUGCCCUCGUCCACGGGACCGGGUCGUCUGCUCAGUGACAGUCGAUCGAGCAGUAAGACGCAGAUCGAUGAGGACACCUCUCGCGACUCGGAGACGUCGCCCAACUAUCGGGUCAAAGGUCGCUACGAUCAGGAGGAGACCGAUGCGGCCGUCAUGCUGGUAUCUCUGAGCAGCUCCCGAUCUGCCACGCCCUCCUACACCUCACCUGUUAACCACGCCGGAGCUUCUCCUCUGAAUGCCAUUGCCCACUCGCCGGUGAAUGUGUCCGCCACUCAUAGGCAGAACUUUUUCACACCCAUUGCCAACCAGUCGCAGCAACAACAACAGCAGCAACAACCUGUGGCCGUACCGCUCGACUCCAAGUGGAAAACAACACCCAGUCCGGUGCUCUACAAUGCCAAUAACACCAGCAGCAGCAGCAAUAACAACAACACCAGCAGCAGCAACAACAACAACAAAAUCUGGGAGGUGGGCAGCAAUGGCAAUACUCAUGUUGCAGCUUCGGCAGCAGGAACAUCAACAGUUGGCGCUCAACCACUGCCGCCGCAAACGACACCCGUUUCGCUGGUGAUGCACGCCCCACCGCCGCAGCAGCACCCACUGCAGCAGCAGCACCACCAUCACCAACCGCCUCCACCGCCACCUGCCAGUUUGCCAGCGCCAUCGGCACCACCCACCAGCGGCAGCAGCAGCAGCCACAACAGCGUGGGUCAUGCCACCAGCGUUAUACGCAUUUCAAGCAGCCAGCAGCAACAUCAGCAGCACCAGCAGCAGCCACAUCCGCAUGUGGUGGUGAGCGGCGGACAGACUUUUCAUCCCGUAAUCGUGGACGCCACUCAGCUAUCAGUGCCGCUGCCACCCACAACGGUUUCAUUUCAUCAGCCCAACACGCCCACCUCAACAGCGGCAUCAGUGGCUUCAAUGAGCCAGGACAAGAUGCUGGCAAAAAACGGCUACAAUACGCCCUGGUUCAAGCUGUUGCCGCAUAUGACGCCUAUGAGCAAGGCGUCGCCAGCUCCGGUCACUCCGACCCUAACCACAUCGGCAAGCAGUUACAACGUUGUGAUGAUGCAACAGCAGCAGCAACAUCAGCAGCUUCAACAACAGCAGCAACUACAGCAGCAGCAACAGUCGCCACCCCAGAUGCCGCUGAACCACAACAACAAUCAUCUGAUUGUGCCCGCCCCACUAAGCUCGCCGGGCAAGCCACUCAACUGCUCAAUGAACGAUGCCAAGGCGGCGGCGGCAGCGGCAGCGGCCGCAGUUGCCAACCAGAGGCAACAGCAGCAGCAGGAGGAGCCGGACGAUCAGCUGGACGAUGAUGUGUUUGAGACCACGACGCCCGGGAUCAGCGCCAACAAUAAGAAACAAACUGUGGCUAUGCGGCUGCCCACCCACAACAGCAACAUACGAAAGCUGGAGGAAUGCCAUGAUGAUGGAGCUGCAGGUGCACCAGCCACAUCGGCUGCCAAGCGGAGGAGUCAAUCGUUGAGCGCCCUGCAGCAACAGCAGCAGCAGCAGCAACAGCAGGCCGGAGCGGCAGGAACAGCAGCUGGGCAACCGGCGAACAAGAAAAUCCGAAGACCCAUGAAUGCUUUUAUGAUCUUCUCAAAGAAACAUCGGAAAAUGGUGCACAAGAAGCAUCCGAAUCAGGACAACCGUACGGUCAGCAAGAUUCUGGGCGAGUGGUGGUACGCCCUGAAGCCAGAGCAGAAGGCUCAGUAUCAUGAGCUGGCCAGCUCUGUUAAGGAUGCACACUUCAAGCUGCAUCCGGAAUGGAAGUGGUGCUCCAAAGAUCGCCGCAAGUCAUCCACCUCGACAGCCACGCCGGGUGGAAAGGCGGGCGGAGCAGCCGGAACAGGUGACGCUAAGCAGCGCCUGGUCUCGGUGGAUGGUUCCGAUUCCUUGGAGCACGAUAUGUGCCCCUCAACGCCAGGAGGCAGCGGCAGCUGCGGUGGUCAGGGCAUGUCCUCCGAUUUGCAGGGCGAUAUAAUACCGCUGACGAUUGACAACUAUAAUAGCACCUGUGAUGAGGCCCCAACUACGAUCUCGAUGAAGGGCAACGGAAACGGAAAGCUGAUGAAGAACGAGUUGCCAUCGGACGAAGACGAGCAGAUGCUGGUGGUGGAGGAGGAGCAGCAACAGCAGCCAGCGAAAAAGAUUGACCUGCACUGCCGCGAGCGGGUGAAUGACUCGGACAUGGACGACACACCCUUUGACUACCGCAAGCAGCAGCCAGAGGCCAAUCAGCGUUCGGCAGAGGAGCACAAUACAUCUGGUGCGAAUGGCCAGGCCAUAAACGCACCGCCGCUCAGCGGAGGAGAGCGCGAGAUCACACUCAAACCGAAGGCUAUCAAAGCACAUCCGGUGCUGGAGAGCAACAUGCUGCCAUACACCCAGAUGUCCAUCUACACGCAGUACACUAGUCCCAAGAACCCAAUCGGUGUAACACCAUUCCAACCCACAGGCGGCGCCUUCAAAUCGAUGCCCAUCAGCCCCAAGGGCAGCGGUGGCAAGCCGGAGGACGCUGGCUCCCUGCAGGCACACAUCAAGCAGGAGGACAUCAAACAGGAACCGCCAUCGCCAUACAAGCUGAACAAUGGUUCGGGAUCCGCCGCCGGAGGGGGCGUGGUCAGUGCUCCGCCGCAGAAUUGUGGUAGCGUCGGUGCCAUCUUCAACUUCAAUGUGCCAACGGCGACGGCUUUGAGUCAGAAGCAGUUUCACUACCCGAUGCAUCAUCCCCAUCGCAGUCCCACGGAUCUUAGAGCUGCCCACCAGGCGUGUGUGCCAUCGUCGCCAGCGGGCAUGGGAUUGGGGCAUGCGGCCAACAUUGCCACACCUCCAGCAUCGGCGCCUGCUCAGAUCAUGGGAGGCGGUCCAGCCAGUCAGAAGAUGUUCUUCGCCAUGGGUCAUCCGUAUACGUUGCUGCAGCGCUCCCACCAACCGGGCACUCCCAGCCUGGAGCACUUGCAGCUGGAUGCCUUCGCGCCAGGAGGUUACACUUUGAGGAACCACAAUGGCCUGUCUUCCCUGCCGCCGCCCGUGAGUGCGCAACCCACGAUGCUGCUGCACGGAUACCCGCCCAGCCAUAGUGCCGAACCACCGGCUAGAUCGCCCUCGUACAAAUCGAUGCCAUCUACCCCAAAGUCGGCCACAUAUCUCAUGAGUGCGCCACCGGAGCGAGGCAUGGAUGGAGGAAUGAGUGGAUGUGCAUCAGCAGCGGCAAGCGGUGGGGAUGAGAGCGACAUAGACGCGGAUGGACAGCAGUUUAUUUUGGCACCCACUCCUGCGCAGUUGGGUCGAGCUCCACUGCAGAGGCGGAAGAAUCUAUCUCAAAGCAAAUCAGAGAGCAAUGUGUCCUUUGGGGGUAACCUGGGGGCCAGCAAUGGACAGCACAUAAGUCGCAAGCUGCACUCACCCACAAUGAUGGAAUCCUCAUCGCCCAUCAUAGGCCACGUGAACAGCAGCAACCUUAGCUCGGCCCUGCCCACGCCCACGUCCUCGACGACAACACCAAACAGUGAUGAGCAACUGCCACUGACGCCGACAACCAGCAGCAGCAACAGUAACAUAAAUCAGCAGCCCAAGUCACCGAUGAAAAGUGCUCCAGGAUCAACGGCAGCGGCCCUAAAAAAGAAGAACGAUGAGAUGAAUAACAGUGUGCUCAAGCAGGUAGAUUUCGAGAAGAAGUACAAGGCCCUGCCGCAGUUCCAGCCUGAGGAUUGCCAGUCGCCCAGUGCCAUUGCGGUGCCCUCAUCGCCACGCGUCUACGGCACGAAUUACCGCAAGAAGAACACGGCUCCACCGCCGGUUCAGAAGCUAAUGUGCGAGGACGACUCCAUUGACGAACCAGCAUCGGCACCGCCUACGACCACCCAGCGAUUCUUUGGUCCGGACUUUAACAACGAGCUAAAGGACGAACGCCUUGCAGAACUGGAGAGCUCUGACCAAACGGGCCGCUCACCCAGGACGCCAAAGACACCGCUACAAAGCGCUCGGUCCGAUGCCAGUGAGAAAGGACACCGCAAGGUCCUGGAGACGCGUCGCAGCCUGGUCCUGCAGUUGUUUGCCGAGCACGGUAACUUUCCCACUGCCCAGGCCACCAUGGCCUUUCAGUCUAAGCACAGCGAUGUCUUUCCGCGCAAGCAAGAUCUGCAGCUGAAGAUUCGGGAGGUGCGCCAGAAGCUGCUGGGCCAAGCAUCUUGCACUCCACACUCGGCGGGCCCCAACACGCCGUCUGACUCCAACUCGUCGUCGACCACAUUGAGUGCCAGUAGCACCAGCUUGAAUAUGCAGGCCACCAGUGCGGCAGAUGUUUUUCAAUAUUACUGAACAACAGGUGGCCACCAGCAACAGCACUCCGAGCAGCAGCCCCAUUCCGCCACCAAAGCCACUGAAUCUGAUGCGAAGUACAAGUAACGGGGCGUGGACAAGGACGAGGAGUUCGGCGGGGACAGGACAGGACAACAGAUUGUUUGCUGCAAGUGACAAAAUUACUUAAGCAUAGUAAACGAAUCGACAACAACAAUUGCAGCAACGCAGACUCACAAAACGAAACGGAUAUGCAACAAAGCUCACACUUAGCAUACGCUCAUGCAUCAGAUGCGUGGUUAACUAGUUUUUAUUAUUAACUGCUAAUAGCGAGGAAGCAACAUACAGAAAAUAGAGAAAAUUACAAAUUUUUAAUUACAAUAGGCAUACGAAAUAUGUACCAAGCAACGUAAUUUGUGAGUCGAGUGGAGAAACUGAUUACAAAUGAAUUUAUUAAGCAGCUUAAUAAAUCGGGAGAGGUAGAAAUUUUGAUGAAAAUUUGAACUUUUGAAGCACAUAUGAAGUACAUACAUACAUACAUAGAAAACAUACAUAAUCGAAACAUUGUAUAAUCCCCGCGUAAAGGCUUAGGUUUUAAUUUACAGGCAAAACUGCAACCAACAAAUUGGAAGAGCAAAGAAAGAACUACGGAAAUAGAAGUUAAGCUUUAACUUAAAUUGCACAUUAAUUUUGAAGUGUAUCAAGCACAAGCAAAGAAUUGUAUAAAUCAAACAGUAAGAAACUUGAAAUAAACACUGUAGUUGUAUUGUAUAUUUAGUCAUAACAUUUUUAACGAGAACAAAUCCCCACAAAACCCCCAAACUAACACCCAAUCGCACACAUCCAAGCGCUUUUAAACUGUUUGCUUUUGUUCUCAAAGUUUAUGCAACACGCGAACCUUUUUAAAUUGUAUGUACAUUUCCUUGAAUUGGCUUUUUACACUGUUGUCUAAUUGAAUUAUAAUUUAUAUAUAUAUUUUUAUUUUAGUCUAGCCUGUUUUUAAAUUGUACACAUACCGAAAAAUAAACUCUAAAAAGAAAAUAAUUCAAAAAACUUAUUACCGACGAUUGAAAGAAUACAAACAAGAGAGAGAAUGAGAGAACUAACUGUCUUCCACUGUUGCUGCAAUAUACUAUUUAAUAUUGUUUACCAUUUCGGUUCGAUUAAAUUUAAUUGUAAAUUAAUGUUUUAAGUAUGGACUGCAUUUUAUUCAUAUGCAAAAUUCUGUUCUUUGUGAGUUGUUUAUUAUUAAAUGUUGUCGCUGAUUUAUGUGUUUAAAUAAUUUUAGUUUAAGAACUUUGUCAAAACUUUCUUCCAAUAUUUUCAGUCUCACUAUGUGUUUUCUUUUCCGAAGAAGCAACAGUUACAAGAAUUUCGAAAAUUAAAAAAUAAAUCAUAUACACUCAAAGUACACAAAAAUAAUCUAGAAACGCAAAAAGUUAUAGUAUAAAUAAACACCUUAUAGUUAUUACAAUCAUUUAAAAUAUGCAAUAAAUAAAAUCAUCAAAAACAACACGUGAAUUAAUAUGAAUGUCGUUCAUUCAAGCUGGACGCUGCAAUAAAAAGAGAAAUUAGCCAGAAAGAUACAAAAUCAACAAAUUUAUAAAAUUUAAAAUCAACUCACGUAGUCGUUUAUAUUUUUUUUAGUUUCGUGUUUAAUAAUAAUUUAAUUAUAGUUUCUUUAUGACGAUAAUUUUUAAAUACCUAUUAGUUAUGUGUAUUAAUUAGUGAACAAACGAAAUUUUAUAUGAUAAAAAGCGAAUGGCCGUAAACUGUAGCGUGUUAAUGUUAAAAAAUACAAAUAAAAACAAAAAUAAAACCAAGUUUAUAAGCAUAUUUGAGCCAACGUGUGAACUUAAUUGUAGUAGAGCACACUGAAGUUUUACUUUCAUUUCCACAAACUCCUGAACUUCUCCCCUCAGCAAGCAAACUUGUGCCAAUGACAAAGCUAAAUACUACAACCAUACUUAAAUAUUGAACCCUCCCUCAAGAAGCUAAGUAAAAAUGUUUGUCAAUUAGGUCAAGUUAGAGCAAAACACAGGCUUUUCGACCUCAAGUUCGAAAACGUUUGAAAAAUGUAUAACUGAUACAACAACGAACAUUUUUGGCAACCAGCAUUUCGGACUAAGGAAAUUAAUGACAGGAAAUACUGAAAAACCUUUUGGCAAUUACAAGAAAGAGAACAAAAAUGGAACAAACUCAGUCAGCAAAAAAAAACACAACAAAAAA